Suillus subaureus is the source of this 369-nucleotide messenger RNA. RefSeq lists its product as uncharacterized. The record is from RefSeq and is a predicted model, not a curated record. Gene Ontology annotation, biological process: vesicle-mediated transport; protein secretion. The transcript has 5 exons. The annotation marks the transcript as partial. NCBI's taxonomy places the organism in Eukaryota, Fungi, Basidiomycota, Agaricomycetes, Boletales, Suillaceae. Gene Ontology annotation, cellular component: Golgi membrane.
AUGAGCACGAACUCAUCAUUGUUACAGACAAUUGAACCUGAUGAUCCUUCGGUGGCGCAGGCUCCAUCUAGAAACACUGCGUCCAAUACUCGACCUGCGGUAGUAUUGACACCUAAUAACCUGGCCUCUGCUCCAGCCGAUGCAGAAUCAGGCAUUGCUGGUAUAUUGAGACAGUCUGCACAUCCUGCAGCUUUGUUUUGCCUCUAUUUCUUCAGGACAUCCGCCAUCGCCGUGUACAUUUUAUGUGGACUGUUGACAAACAAUUAUGUCCUCUCUACGGUAGUGGUAGUUGUCUUACUUGCAAUGGACUUCUGGAAUUGUAGAAACGUUGCUGGACGUACCCUUGUUGGUCUGCGUUUCUGGAACCAG